AUGCCGGCCGCGCUGGCCGCUUCCGCACCGGAAGCUGCGACCCGGAAGCGCCCCGCGUGCCGCCCCGCCCACGCCGGAAGCCCCGGGUUGCUCGGCAACGCGCCGCUUCCCGGGAACGUCGGCCGGGGCGGGAGCUGGAGGAUGAACGCGCAGCAGCUGGUGCCCCUGGCUCUGCCCCGCGGGCGGACGCUGCGCUGCGAGCUGUGCGGGGGGCCGGCCCUGCUGCGCUGCGGGGCCUGCCGCGUCACCUGCUACUGUGAUGUAGAUCAUCAAAAAGCUGACUGGGUUAGCAUCCAUGAGAAAAUAUGCCAAUUGUUGAUUCCAAUACGUACAUCUUUUCCAUUUUUCAAUUCCGAAAAAGAAAGAAAACAUGGCAUGGAACAGCUUCUUCACAGGCAGAAACACUUAGUUGACCUUACUCACAAAGUGGCCCAGAAGUUUGUGUUUGAAGGAAAACAUGAAGAAGCAAUUCCUGCAGCUUUACAUUCUCUGCGUUUCAGCAUUGAUACCUGUGGCCCAGAUUCUAUGGAAUUAGUUCCUGCUUAUCUCAUUUUAGCUGAGGCUAGCACUGGUCUUGGCCAUCUUACCCAGGCAGAGGAAUACCUCUCACAAGCUCAGUGGAUUGUCCUCAAAACUUCUGACUGCAGUAAUGGCAUUCAGUCUAAAUUGCAUCGUAACCUGGGUCUCCUCUAUGCUGCUAAAGGAAAUUUUGAAGAGUCUUUAUACCACCUGGCUACUGAUAUUUAUUUUGCCAGUUGUGCAUUUGGAACUCAUGACAUUAGUACAUCUGGAGGUUAUUUCCACAUGGCUAAUGUGUUCUUUCGUCAGAACAAAAUGGACAUUGCAGACUCACUGUACACUGAGGUAAGCGAUAUCUGGCAUGCCCAUUUCAGUCGACUGAUUCAAGUCCAAUCACAAACUCUGACUUCUCCAGCAGAAAUUAAUAUAUUGUCUGAAGAAGUGGAAAUCAGUGAAGAACCUCUGAAUGAAGCUCAGCAAGCCGAAGCAAGUCAAGUACUGAAUGCAAUAUUAGAUAUCAGAGAACAGGCACCAAAGCAACAGCCUGCUAAAACUGCCAGUGUUGUACAUGGUCUUGCAAUGCUUCAUUACUUGAUCUUGGAUUUACCAAAGGCUCAUGAUCUUGGGAUGAAAGCUUUUCUAAUAACCAAACAAUUGCCAAACCAAGAUGCAUCAGAAGCUAUUCAUCAUCUAUUAAAAUUGAUUAAAUCCAAACCUUUCUACACAAAAUAGGGUGCAGUUUCUUCACCUCUUUAUCUUUUCAACUAGGUUGCAUUACGAGUGUUGUACUUUUGCCUGCUAUCACCUGUCUAGAAACAUUCUCUGUAUAUUUGUUUGCUUUUAUUAAAAUUAUACUUUAUGCCA
Molecule: messenger RNA, 1383 nt
Organism: Caretta caretta (loggerhead turtle)
Lineage: Eukaryota; Metazoa; Chordata; Testudines; Cheloniidae
Gene: ZMYND12
Product: zinc finger MYND-type containing 12
Molecular function (GO): protein binding
Source: RefSeq, a predicted model, not a curated record